AUGAGUGACCUCUUGCAGCGUGCUCUGCACUCCCAUGUCCCCUACUCCCGCCCGUCCACCCCCAUCGCCCAUGAGCACCAGAUUGGCUUCGUGGGCCUUGGUGCCAUGGGCUACAUGAUGGCAAGGAACCUGGCAAAUGACCGCGAAGUAGGAUCAGUACCGAUUCUCGUCUGGAACAGAUCAGUAUCCAAGUCAGAAGCCCUCCAGAAGGAACUAGGGGAGGGCAAAAUCCGUAUUGCUCAGAACGUUGAGCAGAUCGCACGCGAGUGCGAUGUGAUCAUCACCAACCUCGCCAACGAUGCGGUGGUCAAGGAGAUUUAUCAAAAGUUCUCGGACGCACUAAAGAGCUCACAACCGACAGGGAAGAAGACGUUCGUUGAAACAAGCACGAUAUACCCAAGUCUCGCAGGCGAACUUGAUCGACUCAUUACCUCCAACCCUAAACUCCACCUCAUCACCUGCCCCGUAUUCGGGACACCCGCUGUCGCCGAGAUGGGCCAACUUCUCAUUGUGAUGAGCGGUGACUACUUGGCGAAGAAAGAGAUCGCACACCUAUUUGUGCCUGCCGUUGGUAGGAAAGUGAUUGAUCUAGGCGGUAACUUGGAGAAAGCCCCAACGUUCAAGUUGAUCGGUAACUCGAUGAUCCUUGGGACUCUCGAGGUGCUUGCGGAGAGCCUCACACUGGCAGAGAAAUCAGGCAUUGGCUCGCUACCAGUUUUGGAACUCGUAAAGGAUCUCCUACCUGCACCUGCAAUCGUGGCUUGUGCCGACCAAAUUGCGCACGACAAAUUUGACGGAUCGGUUGGCUUUGCUAUUGACGGGGGAAUAAAAGAUGCAGCGCAUAUUCGCCACCUUACUGCCGAACACAAUUCCCCGAUGCCCGUCAUUGAUAUUGCGCAUCAGCACCUCAUCACCGCUCGUGCUAUCCACGCUAAACAGGCAGCCCAAGGCAAAGAGAAUUUCAAGACGUUAGAUUGGAGCGGUUUGGUUGCUGGCCCACGCGUUGCUGCUGGCCUUGACGCCUUUGAUAGCCAAAAGCAUGCCAACGUCGUGAGGCCCGAGAAGAUCGACGACGACGAGUAG
Pleurotus ostreatus (oyster mushroom) is the source of this 1083-nucleotide messenger RNA. RefSeq lists its product as uncharacterized. Gene Ontology annotation, molecular function: oxidoreductase activity, acting on the CH-OH group of donors, NAD or NADP as acceptor; NADP binding. Bases 1 to 1083 code for a protein of 360 amino acids. NCBI's taxonomy places the organism in Eukaryota, Fungi, Basidiomycota, Agaricomycetes, Agaricales, Pleurotaceae. The transcript has 9 exons. The record is from RefSeq and is a predicted model, not a curated record.